GCGGGGGAGCGAAGGAAAAACUCAAAGGUUAGUUUGGGAUUCCAGAUCCAUGGGUCAAUAUCCAGAAAACAUUUGCAUGCAGAUUUAGUAAUAGUUUUGGUAAAAAUGUACUCAACAGUGCAAAUGCUGUCGGUCCAGACUAUCCUUUAUUCUAGGUUUUGGUGCAUUUUAUGAAUCAAUAAGGAGAAAAUGUACACAACGAUUAUUAUAUAUAAAACAGACGUUUUUGUACUCAUAUCUCUGGGAGAGCUUUGGAGGAUGUAUUUUUUCAGACAGAAGCAUAAGAAGUGAAGUUCGUGACCUUUGCCAAGGUUUGAUGAACAAUGGCCCGCAGGCCAAAUUUGAUCUACUGCCUGUUUUUGUUAAUAAAGCUGAAUAGGAACCCAGCCACGUGCAUUCAUUUACAUAGUCUAUGAAUGCUUUUGUGCCAUGACAGCAGAAUUGAGUAGUUGUGACAGAGACUAUACAAUCUGCAAAGCCUAAAAUACUUACUAUGUGGCCUUUUACAAAAACAAUUCGUCAACCUCUGAGCUAUACAGUUCUACACACUCACUCCAUCCUUAGGAAUAAUGAAUUAAAUAAAAAAUGAACAAAGACUCUAAAAGCUCCUCUGAGUAUCCUGGAAUUAAAUGAUAUAGUUCUCUCAAGUUUCUCCCUGAGGGAUCCCCUUAACAACCACCCUCUUCUUGCUAUUAAAUUGGGGCAGAGGCUGCUGACCAGAGGCGACCUGAGGGAGAGGCUGGACAUGAUGUAGCCAAAGAAAGCAUAAACCUCCCUCACUACAGUAGAAUAAUGCAGGCCCCACAAGAUCAUAAAGAAUCUUCUUAAGUUGGGUGUGAUGGCCCAGCACUCUAGGAGGCUGAGAUAGGAGGAUCACAAGUUAGAGUCCAGCCUGGGCAAUUUAGUGACUCAGCGAGACUGUCUCAAAAUAAAAAGGAUUAGAGUUCAAUCCUCAGUACUGAAAAAAGCCAAAACAAAAACGUAUUUCUUGCCUCUGCCUGUCUGCUUCUCUCUGUAUGUUUAUAUGCACAUAUUCAAUUUUCAGAACCAUCUGAGAUGCUUCUGACAUUGUCACGCCACUCCUAAAUACCUGUAUCUCCUAUGAACAAAAUGCAGUCCACUGACACAGUCAUCAAGAAAUGGCAGAGAAAGAAAGAAUCUGGAUUUCCAAGGAAACCUUUGGGAAACCUCAACCAUCUGGAAGUCAGAAACUCAUUUGGGGCUGGCUGCGGCUUCUAGAACAUCCAGGUGUUCUGCAGAUGCAAGAGUUUAUCCCACAGUCACCAGAUCGAGUCCCAGACAGCUGCAAGGCUUGUGAUGUGGCCUGAACAGCCUUAAAUACAGAGGGGUCACUUGUUGAGUGGCCAGAAAGUGGUCAUUGAUACUAUACUAACCGUGAAAACCAGCUGGUUGUCUUGUUAAGCUUCAGUGGGGAAACAUUUCCCAUAGAAGGACAAACCAAGUUAGAGGUUGCAAGUUUCCUGACUCUCUUGCAUUAGAUUUGCAGAUGGAGGCUUCAUUUCUGUAGUCUCUGCCAUACCUGUAGCCGUCAUCACUGCCAACAGCAUGUUCUUGCAAGCUUCUCUCCAUCUCCCCAGGGACUUUGGGCAUUGAAAGUGAACAGAGAGAGAGAGAGGAGAGAGAGAGAGAGAGAGAGAGAGAGUGGGAAAAGCCUGUAGUGGACCCACCAUUGCUCCAGACAACCGGAAUCUUCCCCUUCCUACCAUGGGCUCGAUUUUUCUGAAGGUUUUGUUGGUGGGAGUGAGUUUCUCUGGACUUCUUUAUCCUCUUGUGAAUUUUUGCAUCAGUGGGAAAACAGCAGGUCAAAGACCAAAUAUUGUGAUCAUCUUGGCCGAUGACAUGGGGUGGGGUGACCUAGGAGCAAACUGGGCAGAAACCAAGGACACUGCCAACCUUGAUAAGAUGGCUUCAGAAGGAAUGAGGUUUGUGGACUUCCACGCGGCCGCAUCCACCUGCUCACCCUCCCGGGCAUCCCUGCUCACCGGCCGGCUGGGCCUUCGGAAUGGAGUCACGCACAACUUCGCGGUCACCUCCCUGGGAGGCCUCCCGCUCAAUGAAAGCACCUUGGCAGAGGUGCUGCAGCAGGCUGGCUAUGUCACCGGCAUGAUAGGCAAAUGGCAUCUCGGGCACCAUGGCUCUUAUCACCCCAACUUCCGUGGUUUUGAUUACUACUUUGGAAUCCCAUACAGCCAUGACAUGGGCUGUACUGACACCCCGGGCUACAACCACCCUCCCUGCCCAGCGUGUCCACCAGGGGGUGGCCCACUGAGGAAACACAAGAGGGACUGUUACAUGGAUGUGGCCCUUCCUCUCUAUGAAAACCUCUGCAUCGUGGAGCAGCCUGUGAACCUGAGCAGCCUUGCAGGGAAGUAUGCUGAGAAGGCAGUGCAGUUCAUACAGCAGGCAAGUGCCAGCAGAAGACCCUUCCUUCUCUAUGUGGCCUUGGCCCAUAUGCACGUGCCCAUAUCUGCGACCCAGCCAUUGCCAAACCCACGAGGCCAAAGGCCAUACCAAGCAGGCCUUCGGGAGAUGGACAAUCUGGUGGGUCAGAUCAAGGACAAAGUUGACAGCACAGCAAAAGAACACACAUUCUUCUGGUUUACAGGAGACAAUGGCCCAUGGGCUCAGAAGUGCGAGCUGGCAGGCAGCGUGGGCCCUUUCACUGGAUUGUGGCAGACCCGUCAAGAGAGAGCUGGGUCAGGAGAAGAUGUGGAAGGAUGGAGGUGGAUGGAGAGUCAUCUGAUGCUUGCAAGGAGGCACAGCUGGGAAGAAUACAAUGUAGCUGAGAGUGGUUUGUUGUGUGAGCUGGUUAUGAUUCCUCCUUUCUCUGCCUGGGACACUGUUGGGCCAGCCUACCAUCUUCAGUGCUCGAUUACAAAGCCCAGAAGACUGUGGAGUCAGAAUCCUCCAGGGCAACAGUCUAGAGGUACCAGGACUAAGGAGAUGGUGACAAAGAUCUGCGGAAGUUCAGCCAAGCAGACCACGUGGGAAGGAGGGCACCGGGUCCCAGCCCUGGCUUACUGGCCCGGCCGAGUCCCAGCCAAUGUCACCAGCACUGCCUUGUUAAGUGUGCUGGACAUCUUCCCUACGGUAGUGGCCCUGGCUGGAGCCAGCUUGCCCCAAGGCCGGCACUUUGAUGGACUGGAUGCCUCCAAUGUGCUCUUGGGCAGGUCACAGAUGGGACAUAGGGUGCUGUUCCACCCCAACAGCGGGGCGGCUGGGGAGUACGGAGCCCUGCAGGCUGUCCGCCUGGAGCAGUACAAGGCCUUCUUCAUCACAGGUGGAGCCGAAGCCUGUGAUGGGAACAUCGGGCCAGAGCAGCGGCAUGAUCUCCCCCUCAUCUUCAACCUGGAAGAGGAUGCUGCGGAAGGCGUGCCGCUCCAGACGGCCAGUGCUGAGUACCAGGCAGUGCUGCCCCAGGUCAGGAAGGUCCUUACAGACAUCCUGCAGGACGUUGCCAAUGACAACAUCUCCCAAGUGGACUACACUCAGGAUCCUGCAGUAACUCCCUGCUGCAAUCCUUACCACAUUGCCUGCCGCUGCCAAACUGUGUAACAGGCCAAUUUUGCCACAAGAAAAAAUGUUUGGAAAUUAGAUGAGUUUUGUUUGAGGGCCAUUACUUUGUAUACUGUUCCUUCUCCAAGCUGGCUUGGGAGAACAGCUGAGCUGGCUCUGGGGCUGUUAGCGUGGUGAGAUGGGCCACUCACAGGCUUUGGAGUUAGGCACAGGCUCAAGCCCCAGGGGUUUUUUUUGGGGGGGGGGGUACCAGGGAUCAAACUCAGGACCUUGCGCUUAUGAGGCAGGCGGCAGAACCCCUGAGCUAAAUCCCCAGCCCCGGGCCCCAGAUUUUGAACUUGGGCAAUUACUUAACUUCACUUGCAAGUUGAUUUUGAAGGUCACCUAAGGUAAUACAUGAAACUGUGUUGCAUGUUACCCUACACAGAGCAGAUAUAUAAUACAUCUUAGUUUCCUUUU
Messenger RNA from Heterocephalus glaber (naked mole-rat), 3996 nucleotides. The record is from RefSeq and is a predicted model, not a curated record. Lineage: Eukaryota; Metazoa; Chordata; Mammalia; Rodentia; Bathyergidae.